AUGGCGAUCAAGCACAACCAGCAGCUGCCCAACAACCACUUCCGCAAGGACUGGCAGCGCCGAGUUCGCGUGCACUUCGACCAGCCGGGCCGCAAGUCUCGAAGACGGGCUGCUCGUCUGUCCAAGGCCGCUGCUGUCGCCCCUCGACCCGUCGACAAGCUCCGACCCGUCGUCCGAUGUCCUACCAUCAAGUACAACCGCCGUGCCAGGGCUGGUAGAGGUUUCACCUUGGUCGAGUUGAAGGAGGCUGGCAUCCCCCGCAAGCUGGCUCCCACGAUCGGCAUUGCCGUCGACUACCGCCGCCAAACGACUUCGCAAGAAUCGCUCGCCACAAACGUUGCCCGCCUCCAGGCCUACAAGGCACGCCUGAUCCUGUUCCCGCGGAAAUCCGGCCAGCACAAGAAACUCGACAGUUCGGCUGAAGAUGUCAAGUCGGUCGAAGACGAGAGCAAGACGAUCAAGAAGAUCGCCGCCUCCAUCCCCAUCGACAGUGGCGUCGGUGUGAAGCACGGUGUCAGCGAGAUCAGCAAGGGCGACCUGCCUAAGGGCGAGGAGAACGCAUUCCGCAAGUUGAGAUUGGCCAGAUCCGAUGCUAGAUUGGUCGGUGUUCGGGAGAAGAGAGCCAAGGCCAAGGCCGACGCCGAGGACGCAAAGAAGAAAUAG
Molecule: messenger RNA, 663 nt
Organism: Capronia epimyces CBS 606.96
Lineage: Eukaryota; Fungi; Ascomycota; Eurotiomycetes; Chaetothyriales; Herpotrichiellaceae
Product: 50S ribosomal protein L13e
Exons: 2
Coding region: 1-663 (220 amino acids)
Biological process (GO): translation
Cellular component (GO): ribosome; cytosolic large ribosomal subunit
Molecular function (GO): structural constituent of ribosome; RNA binding
Source: RefSeq, a predicted model, not a curated record